UUUAAUUUUUCCGCUAGGAUACAAUGAUUGCCAUGGCGAUUAAAUCUUACCAAAGACAUGCUGAGCUGCUGGUGAAGGAAUAUUUACUAGCUGAUCCUUUGAUUCCGUACACUUCUAUUAUAGGUGGCAUUUUUGCUUGCAAGAUGGUAUAUGAUCUUACCAACUUGUUCAGUGCUGUUUACUUUAAGAGCUAUUCCAGCCUCACGAAAUUGCAACGUAUUGAAUGGAACAACCGCGCUAUAUCCACUUUUCAUGCUGUUUUCAUUGCAACGAUGUCACUAUACUUUGUAUUUUGCUCUGAUCUUUUCUCUGAUCAACGUCACGGUGGCCUUGUUACAUUUCAGAGUUCUGCACUGUCUACAUUUGCAUUGGGGGUUUCUGUUGGUUAUUUCAUUUCUGACCUUGGGAUGAUUAUAUGGUUUUAUCCUUCUCUUGGUGGGAUGGAAUAUGUGAUUCAUCACUUUCUUUCCAUGAUUUCUGUGGCAUAUUCUAUGUUGACUGGGGAGGGGCAACUUUAUGCCUACAUGGUUCUUAUCUCUGAGACAACUACUCCUGGAGUCAAUUUGAGAUGGUAUCUUGACAUAGCUGGAAUGAAGAGGUCUAAAGCAUAUCUCGUAAAUGGGGUUGUGAUAUUCUUCGCUUGGUUUGUUGCUAGGAUACUCUUGUUUAUCUACUUGUUUUACCAUGUCUCCCUGCACCAAUAUCAGGUUAAACAAAUGCAUGCUUCUGGACAACUCUUAGCACUAGUAGUGCCAGUAGUGCUAUCUGUCAUGAACAUGAUGUGGUUCUGGAAGAUUUUCAAGGGGAUGAAAAAGACAUUAGCAAAGCGGCACUGAAUAACAUAUCUAACUGGAGCUGCAUAAACAAGUAGGCAAUGUAUACCUCAACUCAUGCCACUGAUCGGGUGUGUUUAUUUUGUGCCUUCUCUCCCCCUCUAUCAAUGUGCACAUCCACGAUAGGAAGCCUUGUAAAAAAGGAAUGUGUUUUCUUUCUGUAUGUCGAUCCAAUUCUCGAGAAUAAAUUGGAUACAGGUCUAUACUGACAAGUAGGAAAAUCGAAGGUGUGUUUGUACAGAAACGAUGAGAUAUGCUACGGCAUGCAAAUGCGUGCAUGUGUAACUGGAUUUACUCUGUCAAUACAAAUACUUAAUAGAUCAGAGUAGCCUGAACAUUGAAGUAAUGUAGGAAGCGACAGGUGAAUUAUGACAUGA
Molecule: messenger RNA, 1210 nt
Organism: Populus euphratica (Euphrates poplar)
Lineage: Eukaryota; Viridiplantae; Streptophyta; Magnoliopsida; Malpighiales; Salicaceae
Product: transmembrane protein 56-B-like
Exons: 8
Coding region: 24-836 (270 amino acids)
Biological process (GO): lipid homeostasis
Cellular component (GO): membrane; endoplasmic reticulum
Source: RefSeq, a predicted model, not a curated record